Messenger RNA from Engraulis encrasicolus (European anchovy), 841 nucleotides. Its product is annotated as sperm acrosome membrane-associated protein 4-like. Bases 161 to 547 code for a protein of 128 amino acids. The transcript has 3 exons. The record is from RefSeq and is a predicted model, not a curated record. Lineage: Eukaryota; Metazoa; Chordata; Actinopteri; Clupeiformes; Engraulidae. Gene Ontology annotation, cellular component: membrane. Gene Ontology annotation, biological process: sperm-egg recognition.
ACCUGUGUUCACAUCUGCCAUCUUCAUCAACCCCGGCCUACAUCGCUUGCCUUCACCAGGACUUGUGCUCGUGCGUUUUUCAGCAUCCUUGCUCUCUAAACGGACAGAAACUCAACUUCGCUCUUCUCAACUCUACUCCACUCAACUCCCAGAUUCUAUAAUGGCUAAGGUUCUAUGGGCUGCGUUCGUCGCCAUGGCUGCGUUCUUUGUUUUGGCUGACUCCCUGAAGUGUAAUCAGUGUAGCGUAGGCAUCCUGGGCAUUUGUCUCUCUACCUCGGAGCAGACCUGCACUGGCACAGAGGACAGGUGCUAUUCUGGAAAAGCAGAGUUCAACAUCACCGGGGCUCUGAACUUCGAGACAAGGGGAUGCAUGGUCAACACCUCCUGCGUGUCCACCACGGGCACCGUGCUGGGCGCAGGCUACACCGUCACCCGCACAUGCUGCAGCACAGACCUGUGCAACGGCGCCACCGCACCCCAGCUGUCCACCACCACCACCCUGGCUGCUGCCCUGCUGGUCUUGGCCUGGGCCAAGGGAAUGUUCUAGAUUCUAGAAUGCUCUAUAUGUUCUAGAAUUGUUGGACAGGAGAACGUUCUGGAACUUUUGUAUACAGUAUGAGUAGUGGAAUGUUGGAGAGCUGUGACCAACUGUAUGGUACUUUUUACCAUCCUACAAUGGCCAAACUCUUUAUCUCACCACAGUGUGAAAGUGAGAAAAUAUGACAUGAAAUGAAAAUAUAUUGCCUAUGAAUAUGAAUAUGAUCUUUGCUUCUUGCACAUCUACUUUUUGUCCUCAUCAAACAAAAGAAAAAAUGUUAGGCUGGAUAUACAGUUACACAAA